Mytilus trossulus (common blue mussel) is the source of this 812-nucleotide messenger RNA. Its product is annotated as vesicle-trafficking protein SEC22b-like. Lineage: Eukaryota; Metazoa; Mollusca; Bivalvia; Mytilida; Mytilidae. Bases 141 to 791 code for a protein of 216 amino acids. The record is from RefSeq and is a predicted model, not a curated record. The transcript is spliced from 5 exons. Gene Ontology annotation, cellular component: endoplasmic reticulum-Golgi intermediate compartment; ER to Golgi transport vesicle membrane; endoplasmic reticulum membrane. Gene Ontology annotation, molecular function: SNAP receptor activity. Gene Ontology annotation, biological process: endoplasmic reticulum to Golgi vesicle-mediated transport; vesicle fusion with Golgi apparatus; retrograde vesicle-mediated transport, Golgi to endoplasmic reticulum.
AUUGUUUUGUUUACCGGAAGUGCCAAAAUUAUUUUUCCGUCAAGCGCACCACGUCAGCUAUACCAUCAUAACAAACUUCUCAUGCAGUCAUAGUACAUACAUGUACAUUAAACGUAGUCUUUGAUAUCAUCGUCGCCAGAAUGGUUUUAAUGACCAUGAUUGCACGAGUUGCAGAUGCACUGCCCUUAGCUGCAUCAAUGCAAGAGGAUGAACAGGCUGGAAGAAGUUUAAUGGACUACCAGGCACAAGCUAAACAACUUUUCCGUAAGAUAUCAACCGACCCACAGCCUCCAGGAAGAUGUAGUUUAGAAUCAGGACCAUAUAUUUUUCAUUAUAUUAUAGAAAGAGGUGUAUGUUAUCUUAUACUUUGUGAUAAAUCAUUCUCAAAGAGACUUGCAUUCCAAUAUUUGGAUGAUUUACAAACAGAAUUCUCGUUGCAAUAUAGUGGUAGAGUAGAAACAGUAUCUAGGCCAUACAGUUUUAUAGAAUUUGAUACAUACAUUCAGAAAGCACGGAAAUCUUACAUGGAUUCUAGAGCAAGAAAGAAUCUGAAUAACAUAAACACAGAACUCCAAGAUGUGCAUAGGAUAAUGGUACAAAAUAUUGAUGAUGUGUUACAGAGAGGAGAAACUCUAUCAGCACUAGAUAUGAAAGCCAGUAAUUUAUCAUCAGUUUCUCAGAAGUACAAGAAAGACUCUGCAUAUUUGAACUUAAGGUCAUCUUAUGCCAAAAUAGCAGCCAUUAUUAUUGUUGUCAUUGUAUUUUUAUUAUUUAUUAAAUUUUGGUGGUAAAUAAAUUAUAUUUAAUGUAAA